AUAUAUAUAAAUAAAAAAAAUUUUCGUCCAGACCAUCUCUACUUCAUCUGCAUUUCAUAGUCCGUCUAUCUAAAUGAGUUAUUUUAUUCGAUCGUGAACUCGAGCUACUACAAUACGUCCGGUACGCGUAAUUCAUCUCUACUAUUUGUUCGUUUUUUUGCGAGACAUGAGUCAUAUUAUUUAUUUUUCUAUAAGUAUCAGCCAUUAAUAUUAGUUGUAUAUCACUAGUGCGAAUUAAUUUAUGUCCAUUUGUUGUUAACCCUUGCACCGUUCUCCUUUUUCACUAUGAGCUGUGUGAAAACGACGCUUUGCGUCGCAGCACUGAUGAUGUUGAUUUCUUCAGUUCAAAGUGAAAACUGUUGGGUGAAAAAAGUUUCCAACGGUAUAAUCAAUAGGGAGAAAACAUGGACAUGCCCUUCGCAUAACAAAACACAAGAAUCAACGUUUUGUUGUUAUGACUUGGAUGAAAAUGUAGAAUGUUGCAAUGGUUUUGAGCUUAUUAACAAUAUAAUUCAAAGGCAUAUGCCAAGUUUAUUGAUACUUCUGAUUGUUGUCGUUACUCUCAUAUUGGUAUGCUGUAUUAUUUGUAUCUGCAUUCCAUGUUAUUGCAUGAUGAGACGUCGCCCAUCUUAUAAAGACCCAAGUGAUAAUGCAAAUAUGAUUGCUGCGGUUUCUUUACCCAAUGAAUCUGAAGAAGAAAAUACCCCCAAAAAAGAAGUCACUCAUCACCUACCACCAGGAGCCUAUCCUGUUUAUCCACAAUUCAUGGGUAUGCAACCCCUAAAAUCGACUGAAGUAAAUUGUUAAUCACACAUUCAAAUACCAAUAGCAGAUCUUAUCAAAAACCAAAGCAUUUAAUCUUUUUUUUUUGUGCCAUCAACAGCGUAACGAAGGUUUGUGAAUGACUCAAUUUUUUUUUUUUAUUAUUAUCUAUAUGUUUCAACUAAUAUAAUCUGGUUAUUCAAAUAAUAUUAUUAUCUUAAAUAUUAAGUUACCUAGUUUUGAACUGAUUAUGGUUAGAAAUACAUUUAUUAUUUAAGCAUAAUAAUAAGAUUUCAUGUGUUUGCCAUUAGAUAAUAA
Sipha flava (yellow sugarcane aphid) is the source of this 1080-nucleotide messenger RNA. RefSeq lists its product as uncharacterized. The transcript has 5 exons. Lineage: Eukaryota; Metazoa; Arthropoda; Insecta; Hemiptera; Aphididae. The record is from RefSeq and is a predicted model, not a curated record. The coding region runs from base 286 to 807 and encodes 173 amino acids.